AUGGAUCGUGAUAGUUACUCCAGUAGCUCGAGCUCCAGAUCGAGUUCAGCGGAUGGGAACUACAAGCGCAGACAGAAGCGUACUCGAUCACCUUCCAAAGCGUCCCGAAACUUAAUCGCACCUGGUACGAGCCGGGGCAGCGACCAUAAGUCAUAUACGCCAUCAAAUACACCCCCGUUACCAAAAUCCAACGAUACUGUGAGCAGGUUAGAAGCGUUGGUGGAAAAGUUGAUUAAGCACCAAACAAAGGCGAAAGACAAACACCAUCGUGGAAUUAGGGUUGCUAUAAAACCGGAAAGUAUACCCGAGUUCACGCCUGGAAAUCCAAAUUUGAGUUCAGCGAAAUGGAUCGCAAAAAUCGAACAGUUGGCAAAAAUUAAUAAGUGGGAUGAGCCAACCAUGAUAUUUUUAAUGCAGAGUCGUCUAAGUGGAUUAGCUCGACGCUGGUAUGAUAAUUUAUCAACAUAUCGACUGAGUUGGAAAGAGUGGAAGAAAUUGCUCGUAAAAUCCUUCCCUGAACACAGAGAUUUCGCCACUACGUUACGUGCCCUCGUAAAUUGGAUGAAGUUGCCUACAGAAUCAUGGGAAAGAUAUUACUGUGACAAGGUAGAACUUACAAAUGCUUGCGAUAUUAAUGGACAUAGAGCCGUGUCGUGUAUUAUUGAUGGUAUUGAAGAUCCAAGCGUCCAAGCAGGGGCCAGAGCAGGUAGAUAUACGAGCCCAGACCGGCUCUACGCUGAAUAUAUCUCUGUUCUAAAACCUGAAAAGUCCGUCUCGAGCACGACUGUAGCGAAAACUGCGUUUACAACUCCACAUCGCCGUCCUUUGAGCGAAAGGGAGCGAUCGAAUGAGCCGCCUCCAAAAAAGGCGAAACCACCGGCUAGAAGACCCCCAAAAUGCUAUAACUGUAGGGAUGAGGGUCACUUUGCCGAUAAGUGUCCGAAACCCAAAGUGGAAUGUUCCAGUUGUAAGCGGUUGGGCCACCUUACAAAAGAUUGCCGCAGGCAGUCCAUCAAAAAUCAAGUUGUCCUUGAGAAAGACUUGGCACCCGUCAACAGUAGUUACUUUUUUGACUGCUGGGUUAAUGAAACGCCCUCCCAGGCAUAUGUUGAUUCGGGGUGCGGCGCUGUUCUAAUCCGGGAAGAUACCGCCAACAUGCUGAACAUGGAACGCAGUCCCUGCACGAAAUAUGUAAUAGGUUACGGCGGAGUAGCCACGAAAACUCUCGGAAAACUGACCAUCCAACUCAAGAUAGAUGGUGCAGAGGCUGAAGUUGAGAGCCUGAUAGUACCCAAUACUGCUCAAGAAAUUCCUGUAAUGGUGGGCCAAACUUUCUUAAAUCAAGAUGAGAUCAUGAUGAUUGUUUCUGGACAGACCGUACGAGUUACCCGAAGAGGAAGUGACUUGUGCGAAACUCUCGAUGUUCCUCCCAGGAAAAUUCCUUUAUGGGCAAAGGAAUCAAUCGUGUUAGAACCGAGAACAACGGCUCUCGUCGCCGUGACUUCUCGAGGUGCCUGUGCCGACGACGUAUACGUAAGAGGUGGCUUACGACCGCUGCCUGAUGGAGAACACGUCGUACACGAAUGUAUUACGAAAGGGAGGAUGGCUACGUCGCCAUCACGAAUCUUUCGUACCGGCAUAUCGAGGGCAACUCGUUCCACGGGGACGCGGAGGCUGGUAGCGUAGCCGACUGUUACCGCUGCCGCCACGUGGCCGCCACUGGACCGGCCCCCGUGAUGCUGGCGCCGCUGGCGUGGACCGGCGCAGAGAGAAAAGGAACAGCUGAGCGG
Messenger RNA from Zophobas morio, 1790 nucleotides. RefSeq lists its product as uncharacterized. The transcript is spliced from 2 exons. The record is from RefSeq and is a predicted model, not a curated record. Gene Ontology annotation, molecular function: zinc ion binding; nucleic acid binding. NCBI's taxonomy places the organism in Eukaryota, Metazoa, Arthropoda, Insecta, Coleoptera, Tenebrionidae. The coding region runs from base 1 to 1686 and encodes 561 amino acids.